Mesorhabditis belari is the source of this 261-nucleotide messenger RNA. The record is from the annotation of a GenBank genome assembly. NCBI's taxonomy places the organism in Eukaryota, Metazoa, Nematoda, Chromadorea, Rhabditida, Rhabditidae.
AUGAAUGGUUAUGAGUGUUUGAAUGGAUGUUUCGACAAUGGAAUUGAAAUCAAAUCAAUUGCUGACCAUCGUUACACGGGAAUUCGGAAAUGUUGUUCGGAGGAUACGGGCACGAAAAUCGUCUCCCAAAAGCACAUUGUUCCAAUCAUCGCCUUCACACGAUUCAAUCGACAAACGGCUCGCAUCACGUAUCGUUGGGUUGAAUCGACUGUUGCUUCGACAGCAACGACAGCGCAGAUUCCAGCCACAAAACCAAGCUAU